CAUGAAGUUCUCCUUUUCUGAUCCUUGUGGUCAGCUGAGAGGAGCUCCUCAUGGAGUCUGUUCACGAACGGCUGGUUGAGUUUUCCCUGGAAGCUCACGAUCUUUACCUCAACACCUCGGUGCCAUACUUGGAGGGACCGCCAGAGCCGCUGCAGUUCUAUCGCCAGUGGAUUGGCCCAAACAAGCCCUGCAUCAUCCGCAAUGCCUUCAGCCAUUGGCCAGCCUUGUCCAGGUGGACGCCUCAAUACCUCAGGGAGAAGAUUGGCUCAAAGGUGAUCAGCGUGGCGGUAACUCCUAACGGCUACGCCGACGCUGUGCUGGGGGAUCGUUUUGUCAUGCCUGAGGAGCGACAGAUGCGCUUCUCUUCAGUGCUGGACAUAAUAGAAGGAAAGGUGCAGAGGAAAGGAGUUUUCUACGUCCAGAAGCAGUGCUCCAACCUGCUGCAGGAGCUGCCGGAGCUGGUGGACGACCUGGAGCCUCACGUUCCCUGGAUGAGUGCUGCACUCGGAAAGUCACCGGAUGCAGUCAACUUUUGGCUUGGAGAAGCGAAAGCUGUCACAUCCAUGCAUAAAGAUCCGUAUGAGAACCUGUACUGUGUGGUUUCUGGAGAAAAACGUUUCAUCUUGCUGCCUCCCACUGACCGACCCUUCAUCCCUUACGGUCUGUAUCAGUCAGCCGUUUACCAGGAGCAGGAAAGCGGUGAAUUUCAGGUCAUCGAUAACAGCGACUCCCACAAGAUUCCCUGGAUCCCUCUGGACCCUCUGGAACCGGACCUGGAGCGCUUCCCACAGUACAGGCUGGCCCGGCCGCUCGUGUGCUCAGUGAAAGCUGGAGAGAUGCUGUACCUGCCGUCUUUGUGGUUCCACCAUGUCCAGCAGUCCCAGGGCUGCAUCGCAGUAAAUUUUUGGUAUGAUAUGGAAUACGACAUCAAGUACAACUACUUCCAGCUUCUGGAAUCGCUCUCCGAAAACACGACGGGUCCUCAUGACAUGGCAGCAGCCUAAUGAUGUCCAAGGAAACGACGAGAAGCAACCAGCUCCUGAAAGCCCACAAAAUGCACUUUAAAAAAGGAGCUGGGCGAUUGCUUGUGAACCUGUCCUGGUUAAGUUUUAUCUGAUG
This is a messenger RNA of Cyprinodon tularosa, 1119 nucleotides long. It is a transcript of the gene jmjd7, whose product is annotated as jumonji domain containing 7. Gene Ontology annotation, molecular function: 2-oxoglutarate-dependent dioxygenase activity. Lineage: Eukaryota; Metazoa; Chordata; Actinopteri; Cyprinodontiformes; Cyprinodontidae. The record is from RefSeq and is a predicted model, not a curated record. The transcript has 9 exons. The coding region runs from base 51 to 1004 and encodes 317 amino acids.